Pan troglodytes (chimpanzee) is the source of this 4106-nucleotide messenger RNA. RefSeq names its product MSL complex subunit 2 (gene MSL2). Gene Ontology annotation, biological process: protein ubiquitination. The transcript is spliced from 2 exons. The record is from RefSeq and is a predicted model, not a curated record. Lineage: Eukaryota; Metazoa; Chordata; Mammalia; Primates; Hominidae. Bases 672 to 2405 code for a protein of 577 amino acids. Gene Ontology annotation, molecular function: ubiquitin protein ligase activity. Gene Ontology annotation, cellular component: MSL complex.
AACUGCGGGCUGCAACCCACGGGGCGGAGAACCAGGGCGCAGUCUGGGCCCCGCGUCCGAUAUGGAGAGCGCGGCGGCGGCGUCCGCUAGCCGCAACAGCAACCUUCGUCGCCGCCGCGGCGUCUUGCACUAGAUCCGGGAAGCCGCCGCCCGACCGUCGUCCUUGCCGUCGCCGCCGCCUCCGCGCCCUGUACUGGGAUGGAGUAAGAGGCCCUGCAGCCCGGGAGAAGCGUGCCGCGCCUCAGACGGGGCCGGGGCCUGCUCCCGCGCCUGCCAGCUCGACCUGAGGAGGCGCCUCCGUGUCCGGAGAUGGAGCUCGAGUGCAGGCCGCCUGCUGAGCCGCGGGGCUAGACUGAGCGCCGAGUCCCGCCCCGAGCGCCCAAGCCGCCGCGUUCUGCGCUCUGUGGUCGCUCCGGACGAAUUCGAACGCUGGUUUCUCUCUCAUAUUUUUGGCCUGGAAGUCUCAGGGACGGAGGGGCGCCAAGGCCCCAUGUGUGGGAGGAUUGUUUCAGCUCCACAAACUUGCACGGAUUUUGGUUACUUGUUUGGCCAAUGGUUCGGCUCUGAUUUCUUCCGAAUUGUUGCAAAUUCGCCAUCGUUCCCUGGCUGCUUACAAAGUUGGAUCCGGAAUUUCUUUUCAACCGGGAGCCAUUGGUGUCGAAGUGUCUGCAAUGAACCCCGUGAAUGCUACUGCUCUCUACAUUUCCGCGAGCCGCCUAGUGCUCAACUACGACCCCGGAGACCCCAAGGCGUUUACUGAGAUUAACAGGCUCUUGCCUUACUUCCGACAGUCCCUAUCGUGCUGUGUUUGCGGACAUUUGCUACAAGAUCCUAUUGCACCCACCAACUCCACCUGCCAACAUUAUGUCUGCAAAACUUGUAAAGGCAAGAAAAUGAUGAUGAAACCUUCCUGUAGCUGGUGCAAAGACUAUGAGCAGUUUGAGGAAAACAAGCAGUUAAGCAUCCUAGUGAACUGCUACAAAAAACUAUGCGAGUAUAUAACACAGACUACACUGGCACGGGAUAUAAUAGAAGCAGUUGACUGUUCUUCUGAUAUUUUGGCUUUGCUUAAUGAUGGAUCAUUGUUUUGUGAGGAGACAGAAAAACCCUCAGAUUCAUCCUUUACUUUGUGUUUGACACAUUCCCCUUUACCUUCAACCUCAGAACCCACAACUGAUCCUCAAGCUAGUUUAUCUCCAAUGUCUGAAAGCACCCUCAGCAUUGCUAUUGGCAGUUCUGUUAUCAAUGGGUUGCCUACUUAUAAUGGGCUUUCAAUAGAUAGAUUUGGUAUAAAUAUUCCUUCACCUGAACAUUCAAAUACGAUUGACGUAUGUAAUACUGUUGACAUAAAAACUGAGGAUCUGUCUGACAGCCUGCCACCCGUUUGUGACACAGUAGCCACUGACUUAUGUUCCACAGGCAUUGAUAUCUGCAGUUUCAGUGAAGAUAUAAAACCUGGAGACUCUCUGUUACUGAGUGUUGAGGAAGUACUCCGCAGCUUAGAAACUGUUUCAAAUACAGAGGUCUGUUGCCCUAAUUUGCAGCCGAACUUGGAAGCCACUGUAUCCAAUGGACCUUUUCUGCAGCUUUCUUCCCAGUCUCUUAGCCAUAAUGUUUUUAUGUCCACCAGUCCUGCACUUCAUGGGUUAUCAUGUACAGCAGCAACUCCGAAGAUAGCAAAAUUGAAUAGAAAACGAUCCAGAUCAGAGAGCGACAGUGAGAAAGUUCAGCCACUUCCAAUUUCUACCAUUAUCCGAGGCCCAACACUGGGGGCAUCUGCUCCUGUGACAGUGAAACGGGAGAGCAAAAUUUCUCUUCAACCUAUAGCAACUGUUCCCAAUGGAGGCACAACGCCUAAAAUCAGCAAAACUGUACUUUUAUCUACUAAAAGCAUGAAAAAGAGUCAUGAACAUGGAUCCAAGAAAUCUCACUCUAAAACCAAGCCAGGUAUUCUUAAAAAAGACAAAGCAGUAAAGGAAAAGAUUCCUAGUCAUCAUUUUAUGCCAGGAAGUCCUACCAAGACUGUGUACAAAAAACCCCAGGAAAAGAAAGGGUGUAAAUGUGGGCGUGCUACUCAAAAUCCAAGUGUUCUUACAUGCCGAGGCCAACGCUGCCCUUGCUACUCUAACCGCAAAGCCUGCUUAGAUUGUAUAUGUCGUGGCUGCCAAAACUCCUAUAUGGCCAAUGGGGAGAAGAAGCUGGAGGCAUUUGCCGUGCCAGAAAAGGCCUUGGAGCAGACCAGGCUCACUUUGGGCAUUAAUGUGACUAGCAUUGCUGUGCGUAACGCUAGUACCAGCACCAGUGUAAUAAAUGUCACAGGGUCCCCAGUAACGACGUUUUUAGCUGCCAGUACACAUGAUGAUAAAAGUUUGGAUGAAGCUAUAGACAUGAGAUUCGACUGUUAAAUCAGUGGGUCUUUUAAACCUACUCCUGGUAGGGAAAUAGCUACAGUUUUACGGCAGCUAUGGUUUUGUUGGUUUAACUUGCCGGAGCUCCUGCAUAUAGAUCACUUGUAUCAAGUGUUUUCAUUGCUAAGUUAUAUGUGUUAGUGUCGGGGAAAUAGUUUGCAGAUAAUGGAGGAGUAACCCUACAACUAUAUGUCCUUAGUUCUUACAGAACCUCAUAGUUUGAGAACAAAGCUGAUGCAACUGAUUUAUACAAAAUGAACUUUGGCAAGAAAAAUAACAUUAACCUCAUUGUUUAUGGCCAUGCUUUGUGCAUAAUCAAAGUUUAUGAUUAAAUGUAAGGAAGUGGUAUCUAGUCAGUCCAUAAAGAUUGUGCUAAUUUUUUUGUGGAAAAGUAGCCAUUAGUUCAGGAAACUCAGUGCUGCCUUCACAUGCCAUUGAUGUUUCUCCUGUUGGAAAGCUGAUGUGUCCAGCUCAACCUUUGUGCUGACAUCAUACCAUUUCUGAUCAUGAAAUAUUGGCUACUGGUGUAUGUAGCAGUUCUUAAAUCAGCAGUAUUAUGAAAAAAAAUUCCCCCUCAUUAGAAUGUUUAAGAAAUCUUUUUAAAAAGUAAAAUUCUGUCAGACUACAAAUGUUUAGCUGUUACUCAUUUCUAGGGAAGAAAUUCUAAAUCCCUCCUUCACUUUGAGCAGUGUUCUAAUUGGAUAAAUGAAGGAGAGUAGUUUUAUUCUGAAGGUAAUUAAAUUUAGACUAUGUAGUAUGUGACAGAAUUUUUUUAAAAUUAUAAAAAGAUUUAUUUAGUAAUUGGGAUUUACUUAAAAUAAUUUCAGAAUAAUGCUCCCAGACUUGCCCAGAUUUGUGUAUUGUACUUAUUGCCACUGGCCGCCACUUUGACUUAUUUUCUCUAAUAGUUUAUUUGCCACAGUCUUUAUUUUGAAUAUGCUCCUAGUUUUUUUUUAGGGUGCUGUUCAUUAUGAAGGCUUCUUUAUAGAGGCCUAAUAAGAAUGCCUUUUUAUAAAGCCUGUGCAUUUAGGUAGGUUGAAGCUAGGAGGAUUUUCUUUAGAAUGCUCUUUUGCAUGUAAAGCACAAAGUAUGUUUCAGUUUAAAUGCACUUCUUCCCAUUAAUUUUUAUGGGGAAGACAAGUGAGUCACAAACAUUCUGUUGAAGGGAAAUCUAGUCAGUUGCUUGAAAGAGCACAGCCCAAAUAAAACAAGGACUGACUAGGUGUAAUGAAAUAACCUGUGAUUUAAAAGAAGAGCUGCAGCUUUGACAGUGCUUAUUUAAAGAAAAAUACUGCUGGAAAAUUUCCAAUUUCUACUACGUUCACCAUCUCUAGUAAGAUCUGACAUAUGCUGAAGUUAUGUUUUGAUUUGGCACACGGCAUGUUCAAUGAUGGUUACUCGCCUAGUACAAGACAUGGAGAAGAAACCUUUGGACACAGAGCAGAUGACACCUCCUUCUGUUUUGUAGUGUAUCCUGGUGUCAUUUUCUGUGAAUGUGGUCAGGUAGAGUUGUUUUUGUUGUUGUUGUUGGGCUUUUUUUUCUUUUUUUUUUUUUGGUCUCUUUUGGUGGGGUGGGGGUGGGCUAAAGCCAUAGGAAGAAAAAUGUGAUGUAUGUGUCCAGUAUGUACUAUUUUGUUUUUGUUUUGCAAGAAGAGUUGAACUAUUUUUGAUAACAAGAGUAAAUGGUGGAAAAUGCUU